AUGGCGGCCACAAGCGAUAAUAACGGCAACAACGGUAGCAAUCAACAAGAGUCGCUUCCCAAACGGCCCAAUGGCAAGCGUUCGUUCAAUGGCAUCAACCAUCUUAAACUGGCGACCAACGACCUGUGGAAGUGCCACGAGUUCUACACCAAGAUAUUCCCGUUCACGCCGCUGCCCCAGUAUCACCACUACACGCCGGAACACAAGUUGUUUGCCGUCAUGUUCGAGCACGCACCCACCAAGUUGAUCGUCGAGGCGCGGUAUGAGCCUCACCAGGCCAAGGUCCAGCAAGGCUGGGACCCGGUGACAUGGGGCGUAGGCACGCGCGCCGAUCUCGAAGAGUGGGCGAAAUGGUUGGACGCCAAUUCCGUGCCGAGAAGUAAGAUCCUGACGGGGAUCAAAGGAUGGCUCAUGGCCUGCGAGGACCCGGACGGCAGGCAUGUCAGGCUGUAUGUGGACGACGAGGAGCAUGAAUGGACUGAUCAUCCGGACUACGAUGAGAAGUGGUUGCAUGGCCUCGUUGCUGAUCCCAAGGCCUAG
Fonsecaea multimorphosa CBS 102226 is the source of this 540-nucleotide messenger RNA. RefSeq lists its product as uncharacterized. The transcript has a single exon. Lineage: Eukaryota; Fungi; Ascomycota; Eurotiomycetes; Chaetothyriales; Herpotrichiellaceae. The record is from RefSeq and is a predicted model, not a curated record. Bases 1 to 540 code for a protein of 179 amino acids.